UCCCCCCACAGACGCUGUGCUUCAAGGGAAAUAGGCUUGUAGCUAUAGAAGAUGCAUAAAGGGAAAUAAAAGCAAAGGAAGAAAGACUGCUAAGAAAGCAGGAGGGAGGAGGAGGAGGAGGAGAAGGCAGGGCAGUGAUCAGUAACCAAUCCGAGCUGCCCCAAUGAGCUGCAGCAGCACAGCAGACAAGCACAGGGUUUUGGAGGGUGCUCAGUGCUGGAGUCGCUUGCCUCUCUGAGGACAUGAGAGCGGCACUGCUGCGGACACAGGAGUCAAAAGAAUUGGACAAACAACAGGCUAUAGCAAAAGGGGAACAGCUUUCUACUGUGCAAUAUAAGAUGCAUCUUUUCUGGAUAAUGCUUGAAAGGAUGUUGUGAAGAAAAAGUCCAAGGAUAAUCAUUGUUCAGGAUGUAAAUACAGAGUUAUUAUCAAAGGAUCAAUAAUACAAUGGAUGUUCAUAGAGGACCAUACUGGACUGUGUUCACAAGUAGGAUUUAGCUUAUUUUCCAUCAUAUUUGUCAAUAUUGGAUUACAAACUAACCAAGUAAAGAAAAAAAAGAGAAGACUUUGACUUGGAAAGAGACCCUACAAUGAAAAUUACGAGUACAUCAGGUAUCUGUCCAGUCCUAGUGUGUCUCUGUUUUGUUCAGAGGUGUUAUGGAGCAAUGCAUCACACCUCCAUCAAGGUGACCAAAAACCAAACUAAACAUAUAGAAGGGGAAACAGAAGUGCAUCAUCGCCCAAAACGUGGAUGGGUUUGGAAUCAGUUCUUUGUUUUAGAAGAACACAUAGGACCAGAUCCACAAUAUGUUGGAAAGUUGCACUCAAAUUCAGACAAAGGUGAUGGAUCAGUAAAGUACAUACUAACUGGUGAAGGAGCAGGGACUAUAUUCCUUAUUGAUGACACAACAGGUGACAUUCACGCAACAAAAAGUCUUGAUCGAGAACAAAAAACACAUUAUGUCCUACAUGCACAAGCAAUUGACAGAAGAACAAACAAGCCUCUUGAGCCAGAAUCUGAGUUUAUUAUCAAGGUGCAGGAUAUCAAUGACAAUGCGCCUGAAUUUCCAGAUGGACCUUACAUCGUUAGUGUUCCAGAAAUGUCUGAUAUUGGUACUUCAGUCAUUCAGGUGACAGCAACGGAUGGAGAUGAUCCAACUUAUGGAAACAGUGCCAGAGUAGUGUACAGUAUUCUUCAAGGACAACCAUAUUUCUCUGUUGACCCCAAAACAGGAGUUAUCCGGACUGCUUUACCCAAUAUGGACAGAGAAGCCAGAGAACAUUAUUCUGUUGUUAUUCAAGCCAAAGACAUGGCUGGUCAAGUUGGAGGUCUUUCUGGAUCAACAACAAUCAAUGUUACACUUACCGAUGUCAAUGAUAAUCCACCAAGAUUUCCUCAAAAACAUUACCAGCUCUAUGUUCCUGAAUCAGCUCAGGUUGGCUCCGCAGUAGGCAAAAUUAAAGCAAAUGAUGCAGACAUUGGACUAAAUGCUGAUAUAAGAUAUUCAAUCAUGAAUGGAGAUGGUGUUUUUUCAAUAUCCACUGAUAAAGAAACUAGAGAAGGAAUCCUUUCACUUAAAAAGCCAUUAAACUAUGAAAAAAAGAAAUUAUACUCUCUUAAUAUUGAGGGUGUUAAUAUCCACUUGGAUCACCGCUUCUCUCACCUUGGCCCUUUUAAAGACAGUACAAUGCUGAAGGUUAUUGUGGGAGAUGUAGAUGAGGCCCCACUGUUUAACAUGCCUUUCUAUGAGAUGGAAGUUUAUGAAGAUGCAAAAAUUGGAACAAUUGUGGGAAUGGUGACAGCACAAGAUCCAGACAGCACAAGCAGCUCAGUAAGAUAUUUCAUUGAAACCAAUUUACGAGAAGGCAAAGAAUUUGAAAUAGACACAAAUAAUGGAGCAAUAAGGACAGCAACACACCUUGAUCGAGAAGAAAACCCAUGGUAUAACAUUACAGUAACUGCUGCUGAGACAGAUAAUCCUUCACUUGCAAGUUAUGUUUCGGUUCUCAUCAAAGUUUUAGAUGUCAAUGACAACCCCCCACACAUCGUAAUUGAAGAUAUCGUUGUUUGUGAAAAUGGCAGAUCUGGUCAGGUUAUUCAUACCAUUAGAGCUACAGACCAAGAUGACACCGCUAACGGGCCAAGGUUCUACUUUUCUCUUCCAGAGGGUCACACCAUGAAUCCCAAUUUUACCAUAAAGAACAAUGAAGAUAACACCGCCAGCAUUAUAACACGACGUCGAAGAUUUAGUAGAACUUCUCAAGAUGAAUACUAUCUGCCUGUCGUUGUUGCUGAUAGUGGUAUUCCAUCGUUAAGCAGCACCAGUACCCUUACAAUCAGAGUGUGUGCUUGUGAAAGAGACGGCCGUGUAAGGACAUGCCAUGCUGAGGCAUUUCUCUCUUCUGCUGGACUCAGUACUGGAGCCUUAAUUGCCAUUCUACUUUGUGUGGUAAUUCUGCUAGCUAUUGUAGUUCUCUUCAUUACCUUACGCAGAGGAAAAAAGGAACCUUUGAUUAUUUCUGAGGAAGAUAUUCGUGAAAAUGUAGUAACAUAUGAUGAUGAGGGUGGUGGAGAAGAAGAUACUGAAGCUUUUGAUAUAUCUGCUCUUCGAAACCCUUCUGCUGCUGAAGAUCUAAAAUAUAGAAGAGACAUUAGACCUGAUGUAAUGUGUACACCAAGACACCAAGAUCUCUCAGCCAUAGAGAGCAUCAAUGUUCAAGAAUUCAUCAAACAAAGACUUGCUGAGGCUGACCAUGACCCAAGUGUGCCACCCUAUGACUCUUUACAGACAUAUGCAUAUGAGGGUCAAAGAUCUGAAGCAGGAUCUAUCAGUUCUAUAGAUUCAAUUGGAACACAAUCCGACCAGGAUUAUACUUAUCUUGAUGACUGGGGACCAGAGUUUAAAAGGUUAGCAGAACUCUAUGGAGAAAAGGAACAAGAAAGAACAACUUAGUAUAUUUUUUCUAAAACUCUGUUUUAUUUACAAAACAACUGGAAGCAUAACCACAAGAUUUAAAAUAAAUUAAUACUUGGAACUCAGCAAGUUGUUCACUUUUACUGUAGAAACAAGUGCCAUUUUCAUAUUAAA
Molecule: messenger RNA, 3089 nt
Organism: Pelobates fuscus (common spadefoot toad)
Lineage: Eukaryota; Metazoa; Chordata; Amphibia; Anura; Pelobatidae
Gene: CDH18
Product: cadherin 18
Exons: 13
Coding region: 591-2954 (787 amino acids)
Biological process (GO): cell-cell adhesion mediated by cadherin; cell morphogenesis; multicellular organism development
Cellular component (GO): adherens junction; plasma membrane; catenin complex
Molecular function (GO): calcium ion binding; cadherin binding
Source: RefSeq, a predicted model, not a curated record